Lymnaea stagnalis (great pond snail) is the source of this 1503-nucleotide messenger RNA. The record is from the annotation of a GenBank genome assembly. NCBI's taxonomy places the organism in Eukaryota, Metazoa, Mollusca, Gastropoda, Lymnaeidae.
AAUUUUUGGUCUCAUUUUAAAGUUCCGAGGUCGAAGUUCACAGACAGUUCAAAAGUAAUUUCCACUUCAGGUGUUGUAUUUGGUUUUAUUUUAAAUCAAUAAUAUGUACAUUCACACCAGAGGGCCAAAGCUCUUCCUGCCCUCCCCUAGCACCUACCCCCACGUUGAAGGUACACUCCUGUUAGGAUAGCCACAACCUGCAAUUCCACUCGCUUCACUAGCAGACGGGGGGCCACCCCAACCAAAGCGCAUGUUGUCGGUUGGUGGUGCUGCCCGUUUUACAACACUAGCAAUCGAACUUUCAGGGUCAGGAUGGUACAUUAACGUCCUAAUUCACACCCCCACCCCACUUCCCAUCAUGGGAGGUGUUGGAAGUCCUCUUAAUAGGGUUUCUACAUUUAGUUUCCACCUCCAAAAUAGUUCACGAAGUAGCUAGGAUGAAGAUGUUUGCCUAGGAACAGUCCCCCUCACUGGCUGUGUUUUAGAAUCAUUUGUAUGAGCUACCCCAAGUAGUGCUAGGGAGUCGGUGGCUGCAUCUAUAAAACAGCAUGCCACUACAGACAUGUUGACCUGAGCCCAGGGGGUUAAAAUCAAUAAUAGGUUACAGUGUGACCUUUGAACAAAUGUUUGUUGGACCGGGGUGGUGAGGGAGUGAUAUUGGAAUAUUGGAACAAAUAUUUGUUGCGUGAGUAGGGGGUUGGAAGGUGGAGUGAUCUUGGAACAAAUGUUGGUUGGAGGAAGGGGAGGUGGACUGCUGAUUUCAAUUCAAUGAAGUAUUUUUUUAGUAAAUUUCUUUAUAAUUACAUAUAUAAAUUUUAUCAUCUUGAUAGGUGAGCUUGAUAAAUUUCAAGCCUCAAAGAAUGAAUCACAAGAAAACAAGGUAUUCUAUUUUUUAUAUAUAUAGAAAUCUUAGUAUAAAAAAAACAAAAAAACUUGGAGGUUGAUGUGGGGGCGCGGGGGGGGGGGGGGGGAAUUUAUACACGAAAUCUAAUUAAUAUAACCAGUAGUCACAAACUUGUCACUGAUAUAGCCAGUUGUCAACAACUUGUAAUUGAUAUAGCCAGUCAUCAUUGUGUCAAUAUAUAACCAGCUGCCACCAACUUGUCAUUGAUAUAACCAGUUGUCACAAACUUGUCAUGGUUAUAACAAGUUGUAAUUAAUUUGCCCUGGUUAUUUCCCGUCAUCCUUCAUCCUUAACUCUUCAUUGAUAUAACUGGUUGCUAUAAACUUUUUUGGGGUAUAAUUAUUUCACAUUACGUUUUGAUUGAUGUUACCACUGAAAUGUUUGUUUUUUCUUCAGAUUCAGUCUAAAAUCAAUAAAUGUCUACCACCAAUCAGUGCUGACUCUGCUGACCCAAGUACAACUCAUGCAGUACCAACACACACUUUGUUAAAGCAAGCCACCUCAGUGACCACUAUAAAGCACUCUCCCAUCGGAUUGACUCAUGCCAUUAAAACUUCAGCCCUUUCAACAGAUGAUAUGAAAAAACGUGAAGAAGAGAG